This is a messenger RNA of Microdochium trichocladiopsis, 1114 nucleotides long. Its product is annotated as 60S ribosomal protein L21. The record is from RefSeq and is a predicted model, not a curated record. The transcript is spliced from 3 exons. NCBI's taxonomy places the organism in Eukaryota, Fungi, Ascomycota, Sordariomycetes, Xylariales, Microdochiaceae. Gene Ontology annotation, biological process: translation. The coding region runs from base 143 to 625 and encodes 160 amino acids. Gene Ontology annotation, molecular function: structural constituent of ribosome. Gene Ontology annotation, cellular component: cytosolic large ribosomal subunit; ribosome.
CAGGGGACGCAGGCGUCCCGGAUCUUUGUGCCUGUCGUCCUGGAGUUAGUCGCCGAGACGAAAAGAUAAUCGCAGCAACCACCACCACGACAACCACCACACCCGACCACCGUCAGGCCAGCGACACCACAUCACCGUCACAAUGGGUCACUCUUACGGUAUCCGCAGCGGCACUCGCUAUGCCUUCUCCAGGAACUUCCGGGAGAAGGGUAUGAUCAACCUGUCCACCUACCUCAGACAGUACCGGGUCGGUGACAUCGUUGACAUCAAGGCCAACGGUGCCGUCCAGAAGGGUAUGCCCCACAAGGUCUACCACGGCAAGACCGGUGUCGUCUACAACGUCACCAAGUCUGCUGUCGGUGUCAUCAUCUACAAGAAGGUCAAGCACCGGUACAUCGAGAAGCGCGUCAACGUCCGGAUCGAGCACAUCAACCUCUCGCGGUCGCGCGAGGACUUCAUCAAGCGCGUCAAGCACAACGCCGCCGCCAAGAAGGAGGCCAAGGCCAACGGCACCGUCGUCCAGGUCAAGAGAUCACCCGGCCAGCCCCGCGACGCCCGCCAGGUCUCCAUGGCUGACAACAAGCCCGAGACCGUCGUCCCUAUCGCCUACGAGACCACCAUCUAAACAUGGGACGUCUCGCUUUGUGUUAUGACGUGGGAACGGGGGAUGAAAGAGAAAAACGGAUGUGGUGGUGUUCUGGGUCUACCGGUUGCGUUUUUUCGCAUUGCAUUACAAGGGCUUUUCUCAUUGCGUGGGGCCUGGCACAUGAAAUAUCUUCGGGAGUCUCUGAAAUGGCAGGCAUGGACAUGAGGGAUAUCUCUACAAGAUACAAACAACAAAAAGAAAAGAGAAAUUAUACCAUUGCCAAAAACAGAAUUUCAAGCUCCCAGGCCAAGCGGCCCGGAAGAAUCGCGCUUGCGUGGGUAACCCAGGUCAGGCAGACGACGGCAGGUUUUCUCGGAGAUGCCACCGCGACCGCCUGCUCCGGAGCAUGGCGCCAAAGGACAUGAUCUCAUCCCGCUGGGAAGAGUAGGGGGCUUGUCAGUCGUGAGACGACAUCUCCCAAACGGCGUCCUUAUGUUAGGAUAUAAAUACCAACAACGUUAACACUCA